CCAGAGUUGUCUUAGGAGACCUUAGCGCAGCUCUGGCCACUUCCUGAGCAUGCGUGUGGCUUCCGAACUGUCCAGGCUACUUCAUGCGUUUGGUUUAACGGGUUCUCAUAAGGCAGAAGAAUCUUCUUGAACUCGGAGUUGGGUCCAUGGUCCGUUGGUCAGUACUUUGUUCAGAGGCACUGAGGGUGGAGGGCCUGUGGAGCUGGAUUGUGCUGCUGGGAAAUUGGAUGGGCCUUGCUUCUGGGCCUCAAGUUCAGAACUGAGAGUCCCAGUGUUGUGAGCUUAGGGUAUACUCUGGGCAUGCCACACACUUUUUUUGUACUAAGAGGAUAGAAAAGCAAAGACCAGACUAGUUGUCAAAUCGAAACCCACCUACCCAGUAUAUGUAUGUCUUAGGCAUAGAAGGAAUAAUUGGGGGUGGGGACUGGAGAACCGAGCUAAAGGGAAAGACUAAAAGGGUUAAAAUACUUCCUGUGAUUUUGCCCCAUCAUCUCUUUUCUUCCAGAGACGUGACUCAACAACCUCAGCUGGGCCUGGCAGCACACAUAUCCCACACACCUUGCCAUCUCCAGGGUCACAAAAGCCACAAGAAGCCACAGGGAGGCUCCUGGCCUCUUACUUUACCUAAGGAGCCCCUGAAGUGGCAAGAUAAUACGGAAGCAGAAAAGCGAGACCCCCAGGAACUCGUGGCCUCCUUUUCUGAAAGAGUUCGGAACAUGUCGCCUGAUGAAAUCAAGAUCCCGCCAGAACCCCCUGGCAGAUGUUCAAAUCACUUACAAGACAAGAUCCAGAAGCUUUAUGAACGAAAGAUAAAGGAGGGAAUGGAUAUGAACUACAUUAUCCAAAGGAAGAAAGAAUUUCGGAACCCCAGCAUCUACGAGAAGCUGAUCCAGUUCUGUGCCAUUGACGAGCUUGGCACCAACUAUCCAAAGGAUAUGUUUGAUCCCCAUGGCUGGUCUGAGGACUCAUACUAUGAGGCAUUAGCCAAGGCCCAGAAGAUCGAGAUGGACAAAUUGGAAAAGGCCAAAAAGGAGCGAACAAAAAUUGAAUUUGUGACAGGCACCAAGAAAGGCACCACAACCAAUGCCACGGCCACCACCACUACCACCGCCAGCACAGCUGUUGCAGAUGCUCAAAAGAGAAAGAGCAAGUGGGACUCAGCUAUCCCAGUGACAACGAUAGCCCAGCCCACCAUCCUCACCACCACGGCCACCCUGCCAGCUGUUGUCACAGUCACCACCAGCGCCAGCGGCUCCAAGACCACCGUCAUCUCUGCUGUGGGCACUAUUGUGAAGAAGGCCAAACAGUGACCUGAGGGGCUACCCUAGGACUUGAAAGGACCAUGCAGCCCAGUGACCACUGCCCAGUGGGAGGUGCCACUUUGUAUAUUUCAGGACUGGGAACUGCUCCCCAGAUGCCACCUGAGAGGAACUUCUUUGUGGCAUUCCAUCCAGAAGGACAUGUAGCGUGGGAGCCGGGCACUAUGGACAGGAUCUGUCUGCGCACUACCUGGGGUCUGUUGCCCAUUAAAAGUGCCGUAUUUUUACCUCUUGGCAUCUCAGA
This is a messenger RNA of Saimiri boliviensis boliviensis (Bolivian squirrel monkey), 1563 nucleotides long. RefSeq names its product SAP30 binding protein (gene SAP30BP). The record is from RefSeq and is a predicted model, not a curated record. Gene Ontology annotation, cellular component: nucleus. Gene Ontology annotation, biological process: regulation of DNA-templated transcription. Lineage: Eukaryota; Metazoa; Chordata; Mammalia; Primates; Cebidae.